UGUUGCCCACUUGGCCACGUCGCGUAUUACUCGCCAUUUUCCCACCCUCACCUACGGGAGCUACAAACACUUCAUUCUCACAAAAAAACUGAAAAGCUUAUUUUUUUGUUAUUGGGGACGAUUUUUUAGCUCAUCGCAUAGCCUUAGUUACGCUUAUUGCUACUGAAGCUCCUGGAAACAUGAAUAUUUUCAGGCUAACCGGCGACCUGUCCCACUUAGCAGCCAUCAUCAUUCUGCUGCUAAAAAUAUGGAAAUCCAGGUCCUGUGCGGGAAUUUCAGGAAAGAGCCAGGUCUUGUUUGCCUUGGUCUUCACCACUCGCUACCUGGACCUGCUCACAUCCUUCAUCUCCCUCUACAACACAACCAUGAAGAUCAUCUACAUUGGAUGUGCGUACGCCACCGUGUACCUGAUCUACGUCAAGUUCAAGGCUACUUAUGAUGGAAACCACGACACAUUCCGAGUGGAGUUUCUCGUCAUUCCUGUCGGCGGCCUUGCUUUUCUGGUUAACCACGACUUCUCUCCCCUGGAGAUCCUGUGGACUUUCUCCAUCUACUUGGAGUCGGUGGCCAUCCUGCCACAGCUCUUCAUGAUCAGCAAGACGGGCGAGGCGGAGACCAUCACCACACACUACCUGUUCUUCCUGGGACUGUACAGAGCUCUCUACCUGGUCAACUGGAUAUGGAGGUUCUACUCUGAGGGAUUCUUUGACAUGAUUGCCAUUGUUGCGGGGGUGGUGCAGACCAUCCUUUACUGCGACUUCUUCUACUUUUCUAAAAGGGAAGAAGCUGAGUCUGCCUGCGUGAGCGCCAAAGAGGAGUGUAACGGCAGACUGAAAGAGGGGGACGGGCCGGGAGGAGGAGAUGCAGCGGACGCCUGUGACACCUCCUCCACCAACACCACCACCACCGCUCCCUCCAAGCAAGAUGCCUGAGACAGACGGCAAGCAGGAGCAGAUCCAGCAUCAGAACAUCUGCACAAGAUCCAUGCUUGUUGGAUGUCUGUUUGAUGCAUCUUGUAUUCACCUUUUAAAAUUACUUUAUAUCAAGAAACAAGAAAAAAAAAAUGUGGAAACUUUUCUACACUUCAAAAACACUCUACUGAAGAUUAGACAUUUUGGUGCGUUUGUGGUCAAAUGUAAAAUUGUGCUUCAUUUAGCCUUGUCUUCCCAACAGUCGGGGUGGUAUUGACUGUUUGGAAUGGCACAUUGAUUUUCUGUCAAUUAUGUUUUGGAAGCAUGACGCUUCUUCCUCCAAAUUUUUUGUCUUUAGUUUUAGCAGUCUGCAUUCCCAUGUAAAAGGCCAUUUUUUUUACCCCUCCCCCCCUUUUUUGUUGUUGUUUAUACAUAGCAAGUUACUAAAGUAAUCACAAAAAGCAUGAUAGAAGCCUGCAGUUAUAUUAUUGAAAUGCCUU
Messenger RNA from Dunckerocampus dactyliophorus (ringed pipefish), 1411 nucleotides. Its product is annotated as ER lumen protein-retaining receptor 2-like. Lineage: Eukaryota; Metazoa; Chordata; Actinopteri; Syngnathiformes; Syngnathidae. Gene Ontology annotation, cellular component: membrane; cis-Golgi network; endoplasmic reticulum. The coding region runs from base 180 to 932 and encodes 250 amino acids. Gene Ontology annotation, molecular function: ER lumen protein retrieval receptor activity. The record is from RefSeq and is a predicted model, not a curated record. Gene Ontology annotation, biological process: protein retention in ER lumen; endoplasmic reticulum to Golgi vesicle-mediated transport. The transcript is spliced from 5 exons.